AUGAUGGACGAGAUCAGCACCGGUCUGGACAGUGCAGCGACGUUCGACAUCAUCGUGAUGAUGCUGAACGAAGGCCGCGUGAUGUACUAUGGUCCUGGCGAGGAAGCGUUAGGAUACUUCGAGGGUCUUGGCUUCAAGCGUCCACCUCAACGUGACGUGGCUGACUUCUUGAUGGAUCUCGUCAUGGGACUACUGUACGGCUGCGUGUUCUACCAAGUGGACCCAACGGAUCCACAGUUAGUGAUGGGAGUCAUCUUCGAGGCAGCGCUGUGUUUAUCCAUGAUUCCAGCCAUCGUUGAGGCUCGUGACGUCUUCUACAAGCAACGAUGUGCCAAAUUCUUCGAACAGGACGAAGAACUUGACCGCAACACUAGCAAUUGGGUUGACCACGUUAACGUUGGCCCACCAGCGGCGGCACUCCCCGAGGGCGUCAAAUGGAUUUACACGAUCAGCCUGUUGACGUACUCGCUUUCCGCUUUGACCACCGUUGUGUUUGGAGAUUGUCCGAGUGGCAAUAGCAACGCCAUUGGAUGCAGGUCCAUGCAGAAUGUGCCUCCAACGUUGCCGAGUGGCAUCACUGUAAAAAAGAACCUGGAAGUCGACUUCUCGAUGGACCACAGCGAGAUCUGGAGAAACUUUGGCGUUUUACUCGCUUUCGUCAUCUUUGUCCGCGGUUUGACGAUUCUUGCCAUGCGCUUUCUCAACCACCAGAAGAAGUAG
Phytophthora infestans T30-4 is the source of this 720-nucleotide messenger RNA. Its product is annotated as ATP-binding Cassette (ABC) superfamily. The record is from RefSeq and is a predicted model, not a curated record. Gene Ontology annotation, molecular function: ATP binding; ATPase-coupled transmembrane transporter activity. The transcript is spliced from 4 exons. The coding region runs from base 1 to 720 and encodes 239 amino acids. Gene Ontology annotation, cellular component: membrane. Gene Ontology annotation, biological process: transmembrane transport. NCBI's taxonomy places the organism in Eukaryota, Oomycota, Peronosporomycetes, Peronosporales, Peronosporaceae.